UUUAUUAGUAAUGGAUAAUUUUGUUCUUUGUUGUAUUAGUGCUUUUACACAAGUGACGGAUUAUAAGACUUCCUCCACCACUAGUUGGUCGUGGUCUGCUUCCCUCUUAGCGUUUUCUUCCGCGUGUGGACGGAACCAUCUUGAGAAGUCAUCACCUUUGAUACAGCGAAGGCAGCGCAGUAGCGAGUUUGUUCCUCGUCGCAUCGCCAUCUUCUUGUUCAUAUCUCGUUAUUCAUUCAAAACAAAUUGAGCUUAACGCCGCUAUUCGUGCCAGCGCGCCGUUGGUGUCCGCGGACAUGCGUGUCGCGGGGAAAGGGUGUCGCGCGCCCCUCGUGCGCUCCUCGUCGUUGACGUCGCUCCUCUCCUCCCUGGUUUCCGCUCGUUAGCAUCGUCGCUACCGUCCGGCAGCUACAGCGGCAGCAGCGAUGCACGAGGAAGGGGACGAGGCGCACGACGACUGCGGCUCCCGCGAGGAGUGGACGCUCCUGCUGUGGACCACUCUGGCCGUCAUCGUCCCGGUCAUCGUCACGCUGUGGUGCAGCGCCCAGCGCUCCAAGCGGAAAACGCACAUGAAGGACUUCUUUCGCAAGAGCAAGCACGGGUGGCACUACACGGACCUGUUCCACAGGCCCACCUACUGCUGCGUGUGCUCCCAGCACAUCCUCCACGGGGCGUUCUGCGACUGCUGCGGCGUGUGCGCCGACGAGCAGUGCCUGCGCCGGGCCGACCGGAGCCUCACGUGCAAGGAGAUCAUGGCCCCCCCUUGCGGCCCGUCCGGGGCCAUGGAGCACCGCUGGGUCCGCGGGAACGUGCCCCUCGCCAGCUACUGUGCGGUGUGCAAACAGCAGUGCGGGACCCAGCCGAAGCUCUGCGACUUCAGGUGUGUGUGGUGUCAGACCACGGUGCACGACGACUGCAUGGACAGCCUGACGGCCAAUCAGUGCGAGCUGGGCGAGUUUCGCAACCUCAUCAUCCCUCCUCACUACCUCCACCGCGUCAACAAGCUCCGCCGCAGGAGCCCCGAGGAGUACAGCCAGCUGGCUUCGUCCUGUGGCAGUGGCUGGACUCCUGUGCUGGUGUUGGCUAACACGCGCAGCGGUAACAACAUGGGGGAGGCUCUGCUGGGAGAGUUUCGCACCAUUCUGAAUCCCGUGCAGGUGUUUGACCUGUCUGAGCUGACUCCCCCCAAAGCCCUCCAGCUGUGCACGCUCCUGCCUCCCGGCAGCGUCCAGGUGCUGGUGUGUGGGGGCGACGGCACCGUGGGCUGGGUGCUGGAUGCCAUCGAUGCCAUGAAGCUGAAGGGCCAGGACCAGUUCAUGCCGAGGGUGACCAUCCUGCCUCUGGGGACAGGAAAUGACCUUUCCAACACUUUAGGCUGGGGUGCCGGGUACGCUGGGGAGAUCCCCGUGGAACAGGUUCUCCGUAACAUCCUUGAUGCCGAGGUGGUCAAAAUGGACAGAUGGAAAGUGCAGGUGGCUUCAAAGGGUCUCUACUUUCGUAAACCAAAGGUUCUGUCCAUGAACAACUACUUCUCUGUUGGGCCCGAUGCCCUGAUGGCGCUCAACUUCCACACGCACCGGGAGAAAACGCCCUCCUUCUUCUCCAGCCGCAUCGUCAACAAGACUGUAUAUUUCCUGUAUGGCACCAAAGAUUGUUUAGUGCAGGAAUGUAAGGAUUUGGAUAAGAGGAUUGAGCUGGAGCUGGAUGGGGAGAGGGUGGCGCUACCCAGCCUGGAGGGGAUCAUAGUUUGUAACAUUGGCUAUUGGGGUGGAGGCUGCAGACUGUGGGAAGGCAUGGGGGAUGAACCCUGUGCGCCCACACGGCUGGAUGAUGGUCUGCUGGAGGUGGUGGGUGUGUUUGGCUCCUUCCAUUGUGCUCAGAUCCAGGUCAAGAUGGCCAAUCCUGUACGGCUGGGACAGGCCCACACUGUCAGGCUUGUUCUCAAGAGCUCCAAGAUGCCCAUGCAGGUGGACGGGGAGCCGUGGGCACAGGGUCCCUGCACCAUCACCAUCACCCAUAAGACCCAGGCCCUCAUGCUGUAUCACAGCGCUGAGCAGACGGACGACGACGAAGACGAAUCCAGCGCCUCUGAGGCCGAGAGCCCCACCCCUCAUGACUCCCCCAGGCCCCCGGGGCCCGCCUCCGCUCAGGCGUGAGCCUCCCCACACAUCAUGCACUCGAAUGUCCUCUGGUUUGAGACUUAUUUAUUCUGGUUCCGGUUUCUUUUUAAAUCACUCCGCUGAAAGACCUUUGAACCCACUUUAUUCUCCCACCACGUCGAUAAGAAUAAGUGUUCAGAGAGCUCACUGGGCUAAAGAAGGGGAGUUUGUAAAUUGGCUGGUUUUUAUUGGUCUUUCCAUGUAGUGUAAGCCAGAGCUCAGGCAGUUGCAUCAUCCACAGUUGAGACAUUCAGGAGGAGGUGAAUGCUAGUGAGAAAUUUGCCAUUUAUUUGCACUGAUCCCUUGUGCCAUAGCCAUCUAUAGUCAACUGUAAAACUAUUUAUUCUGCUGUAUAUACAAUCGAAUGACCAGUGUAGCCCUGCAGGUAUCUAUGAGCCAUUUUAACCAAGUGGCCCAGGCUCCAUUUACCAAACCCCCACAAAGCCAUGUCUAUCACAGCAAGUGAUGAAGCAUUAUUUGUUUAACGGUUGUGAAGGGGAGGUCUUGCUACAUCCAUAGCGUUAUUGCUUUUAUUCCAGAGAAGAGCACAAGCAAAGGCUAGACGAUCAUUUUGUGUGUGCAAUGUUCAUCUGCUCAAAAUACCUGUUAAAUUCCUCCUUCAGGAUCCAAAUCACCACAUGGACUUUUAUUUGUUACGUGUGUUGCAUUUGUCAAGUCGAGAGUUUGCAAUGUGUGCGAAAGCCAAAAGGUCUCUUAUUCUGAAGGAGCAAGGGCUCUGCUACAACAGCAGUGUGCUGUUAAUCACUGGACGUGUUGGUGUUCGUGCUUCAUGGUGCCCUGUCUUAAUCGGCUCACCAUGCUGCUAGAUUGUACAAAGAUGCAGUCUUGAAAAGUAUAUUUUCCUGUAAGAGGAAACCGCCUGACUUUAUUUUGAAAAUGCUGCCAAGUAACUUGUUUGGACGAUUUGGUAGUUUAACAUUUCUUUUUUUUCCCUUUACUUUACACUUUUCUUCCUGUUUACAUAUUUUGUGUUGCACUGUUUCUGGCACUUCUACUGAUAGAUACCUGUACGCUGCGCAGGAUGUGGCUCGUACAAUGAAACCGUGAUGCCGCCACUUGAGGCCGCUGCCGAGUGAGAACCGCUGUUGAGGUUAAGCUGUCCCGUGACGUUGUCUUAUGUUAUUGACGUAAUCCUCUUGCAUUUCAUAUUGUGUGGUUUACCAAAUGCUGCCCACCAGGUGGCAGACUGAAGACAGUAUUAUUGUAGUAGACCUCCUCCUUCUCUGCCACGGUUUUAAAAUGAACACCACGGGUAAGUUGCAUGUGCCGCUCGGUGGACGUUGCCCGGUUGAGUUGCGUCUUUCCUGUUGUGUAAUGUGUGCGAGGGGCCUGUCAGUCGAGGACUCGUAGGGGAAAUUCAAAGCCGUAUGUCAUCUCGCUGCACAAGAAGCUCAACGGGGAUCAGUGUUCAGCCCAGGAUGCCGAUACUUUUGGAAGCCUUGUGGUUCCAUUUGUUUGGUGAACGUCUUCUUGCUUAAGGACACCUGUUUUGACCCUUGACCUUAUCCUCCAUGUUUACCAGGGUUGUCUGUGGUGUUGCGCUGAAUUAGCUUAAACGCUUAUUUUCAGGUUCUUCAGCCACGCUAGCAACAUUACUUUAGUUCAAGACACUGUUUUUAGAGGGAAAUACCUCAGUAGCUGUUUAAUGAAUUGUGUGGCUAUUUAGUACAUUUGAUCCUAAAAAUGAAUGCUAACAAUUUUGUUGAAUGGAAUUGCUAACCGGAUUCUUACCAACUGCAGCGGCCGUUUGAGACAAACAAUAGAUAGCACGAUAGCAUGCUAGCAUCCUAAAUAUUAGCACAAUACAUCCUUGCUGUACUUAUAACAACAUAUGAUGGCAUACUAGCCUCUAACUCCAGCAAGAGUUGGACCUGAAUACAGGUGGUGAUUAUAAAAAAAAGAAAAAAAAGAAGCAUACAGCGUUACACAAAAAUAUUGGCUUUAUGGCUUCCCUGUUAUGGUCACAUGUCUACCACAGAAUUAAAUAAUGGUUUCCUUUUUCAAAAAUAACGUGAAAAUAAAGUCAUGAUAGAUACAUUUGAGCGGUAUACAAGAAAGCUGCCAUCUUUAUGAGAACCUCUCCAUCUGAGAGGUUCAGCUUAAGUCUUUACUUGCGUUCUUUCAUCCGAACUGCAUUCUGCGGGUCAACGAGUACUUCAACUCUAGUGCUUUGGUACUUUCCAAUCACAGUGUAGGGCAGAAUGCGGGUCGAUCAAACUACCGAUUCCCAAUGUUAACGAGUCACCAACAGGGUGAACGUUGUGCAGCUUGUAUCUGAUGGGAGUGCUGCGCUUAUUAAAUGAGAACGCUUUGGAUUUAGAUAAGAACGCUAGUGUUAAGGAUGUAACCAUGCCGGUGUGCUCUCUCCAUUUUUAAACCAUCCAACAAAAACAGAUGUUUGCUAGUGCGGCUAAAGACCUUUAACUUGUUUUUUGUGUUGAGGGUGGAGAAACAUGACUGAUGUUAUUGGUUGUUUUGGAAUGUUUCCCAUUCAAUCCUGUUAGUGCAUUAUUUGUUACAUUUGAGCAGAUAGAGAACUAUUUGUAUAGACAAAUUUCACUGUGUUGUGUACCUAAAUGCUUUAGUUAAUAUAUAUUUGAAUAUAUAUAUAUAUUUCAAUAUGCUUAUUUCUUUUUUUAGUAAAAUAUCUGUAGAGAUUAGAGAACCCUAAAAGCUGAUAAGAAUGUGCAGAAACAGAAAACAUUUUACUUUGACCAUGAUAUGGUCUUUAUGUGGCCUCUGCUAAAAAGGAAUGAGAAUAAAAGGUAAGAGAAUAAUGUUUUAUUAAGAACAAUCCUGUAAAUCAUUGCGGUUUUACAAAAAUGCUCAUAAAGAAGGUUCGGUGAAAUUGUAAUGACAUAAAACAAUUGUGAUUCACUUGAAUGUAAUGAAGCGAUCCUUUCAAUUUGAAGACAUUCCCAUAAAUAUUUUCAUAAAUAA
Molecule: messenger RNA, 5120 nt
Organism: Pungitius pungitius (ninespine stickleback)
Lineage: Eukaryota; Metazoa; Chordata; Actinopteri; Perciformes; Gasterosteidae
Gene: dgke
Product: diacylglycerol kinase, epsilon
Exons: 11
Coding region: 426-2156 (576 amino acids)
Molecular function (GO): ATP-dependent diacylglycerol kinase activity
Source: RefSeq, a predicted model, not a curated record